Thyridium curvatum is the source of this 705-nucleotide messenger RNA. RefSeq lists its product as uncharacterized. The coding region runs from base 1 to 705 and encodes 234 amino acids. The transcript is spliced from 3 exons. The record is from RefSeq and is a predicted model, not a curated record. NCBI's taxonomy places the organism in Eukaryota, Fungi, Ascomycota, Sordariomycetes, Thyridiales, Thyridiaceae.
AUGCUGACUUGUCUAGCCGUCCAACACCCAAAUACUUAUGUUUUGGGAAUAGACCUGGAGCCUCUUCGACGGCGGCCUUCGACGGCGCCGCCGAACUGGGAGUUUCGGAUCAUGGAUGCCAAUGACGAGUGGGACUUUGAGGAUAAGUUUGACUUCAUCCAUAUCCGCAUGUUCGGCGAUGUACCAGUCAAAGAGCGUCUUGUCCAGAAGGUAUGGGACAAUCUCCACCCAGGUGGCUGGGUCGAGUUCACCGAGUGGAUCGUCGAUAUCCAGUCUCCCAACGGCUCGCUGGAUGGUACGGCGUUCCAGAAAUGGAGCAUUCACCUACGAGAAGGACUCCAACGGCUUGGCAGCUCGGUGUUUUUUCCUCUGCAGUACAAGCCCGUGUUGGAGCAGGCGGGGUUCGUACAGAUCGAGGAGAGGAAACAUGCUUCCCCGAACAAUGCGUGCUACCCGGGAAAGCGACUGCAAAGGAUCGGCACGCUGAUGGCCAAGAUGUGGCUCGACGUUCUCGAGCCUAUCUCGGUCCCGGUCUUUGGCGCAUUAGGCUGGACUCCGUCGCAAUUGUCGGCUCUCCUCAAGGAGGUGUACAAGGAGGUUGGCGACACCAAGUACCAUUCAUACAUGACCCUUCGUAUGCAAGGCCCAGCGUACGACCAAGCAGCUGCCAACGAGAGAAGCGGUGAAGGCGCAGCAGGUCCCUAA